Molecule: messenger RNA, 276 nt
Organism: Pyricularia pennisetigena
Lineage: Eukaryota; Fungi; Ascomycota; Sordariomycetes; Magnaporthales; Pyriculariaceae
Exons: 3
Coding region: 1-276 (91 amino acids)
Source: RefSeq, a predicted model, not a curated record
AUGUUUGGCCGGGUCAAGCGGGAGCCCGGAGCGGCGCAUUACUUUCCCCAGUGGGUUUGCGCGGCCACCAAGCUCGAUUUUAACCAUAGUAGGAAAUGGUCUCAAACCGGGGAUUUGUUCCUCUUUGCGAAAGCCCUGGGCGAGGAGUUUCAGCGGCUGGCCAGGUUCCUGGUAGGCGAGGAUGACGCUUUUGCCGCCGUCGAGGUUAAGAGCGACCGUCGCAUCAGAUAUGUCUUUGUGCAGCCCCAAAUUGCACGUAAACAAGUCUUUCGUUAG